AUGCCUGCUAUUACAGGCAAAGCAAUUGACUCUUACCCUAUUUUGCAUGAAAUUUUUCAGUCAGGAGACUUUGUCCUGGGAGAAAUUGCUUCUGUAUUCUUAUUUUUCCGCUUCAAUACAAAUUUCAGCAAACAGCCUUCUUCACAGUUGAUCAAAGAAGUCAUUACAGUGCCAAAGAAUUAUCAGGAUAUUCUGGCAUUGGCAUUUGCUGUGAAAGAGAUAAACCAAAAUCCUACCCUCCUACCUAAUGUCACACUGGGAUUCCACAUUUAUGAUGCAUACCACAAUAAUCGGAUGACUUACCGAACCUCACUAGAUCUCCUUUCUUCACAGCAUAGAUUGGGCCCCAAUUACAAAUGUGGCAUCCAGAACAAUUUGGUAGCUAUCAUUGGGGGGAUGUUCUCUGAAACCUCCCUCAGCUUGGCCUCCAUUUUGAAUGCCUACAAGGUUCCACAGUUCACCUAUGGCUCGCUUGACUCAAGGAUGAAGGAGAAAUCUCUGUUCCCUCACCUGUACCGAAUGGUCCCUAAUGAUAUCCAUGAGUACACCGGGAUAGCCCACUUACUUGUGCAUUUCAAAUGGACAUGGGUAGGGCUCUUUACUCUCGAUUAUAUCACUGGAGAAAGAUUUUUGCAAAUAUUACUGCCACUACUUUCCCAGAACCACAUCUGCAUUGCUUUUAUAGAAAAAAUAGUGAGAUGGAAGUAUGCUGAUGGAAUGUCAGAACUAUUGAAUCCCAAACUAUAUCAACUUUCAGCUCUCACUGAAAGCAAAGCCAAUGUAUUUGUUCUCUAUGCAGAUCCUUUAGGAAUGUAUACUUUGUAUAGGUAUCUUUAUAUGGCAGUCCUGAAUUCACCUAUAUGCAAGGUAUGGAUUGUGACAACACAGUGGGAUUUCAAAAGAAGUACCCAUCACAGGGACUGGGAUAUACAAUCCUUUCAAGGUGCCUUAUCCUUUUCAGUUCACUCAAAGCAACCACCAAGAUUUAGGCAGUUUCUUCAGAGUGUAAAUGCUUCAUGGGUAGAACAAAAUGCCUUUAUUCAGGAUUUCUGGGAAAAUACUUUUAAUUGCUCUUUGAAAAAUGCCAAUAUUCAUGAGGAGACCAGAGAGGGCUGCACUGGGAAAGAGACUUUAGAGAGCCUUCCUGGACCGUUCUUUGAAAUGAGCAUGAUUGGGCAGAGCUAUGCGGUCUACAACGCUGCCCAUGCCGUGGCACAUGCUCUGCAGCCCAUGUAUGAAGCCCACUCCAAAUACAGAUCCAGGGUGACUGGAGGAAAACUUUUGCCUCAGAAUCUACAUGCAUGGAAGCUCCAUCCCUUUCUAAGGAGAAUCUCAUUCAACAACAGUGCUGGAGAGGUCAUCCAUUUUGAUGAAAAUCAAGAAUCGAUUGCAGUACUUGAUGUGACAAAUUGGGUUGUGCCAAUUUCUGUGUGUAAUGACAACUGCUAUCCUGGUUACAGCAAGAAAAAGAAGGAAGGGGAGCCAUUUUGCUGCUAUGAUUGUAUUCGAUGCCCGGAAGGGAUGAUUUCCAAGCAGAAAGAUAUGGAUGCCUGCACUGAAUGUUCAGAAGAUCACUAUUCCAAUUUGGAGCAGAACCAAUGCAUACCAAAGGUUAUGAGCUACUUAUCAUACCACGAACCUUUGGGGAUCACUUUGAUUCUAUCUGGUAUUUCUUUGGCUCUGAUCACAGUUUUGGUACUUGGGAUAUUUCUGAAGCACCAGGACACUCCAAUAAUCAAAGCCAACAACCAAGGCCUCAGCUACAUUCUUCUUAUCUCCCUCAUUCUUUGCUUCUUUUGCCCUUUACUUUUUAUCGGGCACCCUGAGAGGAUUAUCUGCCUUCUUCGGCAAAGUGCUGUUGGCAUUGUCUUGUCUGUGGUUCUUUCCAGUGUGUUGGCAAAAACAAUCACUGUGGUUCUGGCUUUUAUGGCUACUAAACCAGGAUCCAGGAUGAGAAAAUGGGUGGGGAGAAGGCUGGCAAACUGUAUUGCUUUCACUUGUUCAUUUACUCAAGCAGGGAUUUGCACUCUUUGGAUGAGCAUUUAUCCACCAUACCCAGAUACAGAUAUGCACUCCCUGAAUGGAAAAAUCAUAGUGGAAUGUAAUGAGGGCUCAGCUUCUCUGUUUUACUGUGUGUUGGGCUUUAUGGGCUUCCUGGCCAUUGCCAGUUUCACCGUAGCAUACCUUGCCAGGAAGUUACCGGACACUUUCAAUGAAGCCAAAUUUAUCACCUUCAGCAUGUUGGUCUUCUGCAGUGUUUGGCUAUCCUUUAUCCCAACCUAUCUGAGCACCAAAGGAAAAUACAUGGUAGCUGUGGAGAUCUUCUGUAUCUUAACCUCCAGUGCAAGUUUAUUAGUCUUCAUAUUUUUCCCUAAAUGCUACAUAAUUAUUUUCAGACCUCACUUGAACAAAAGAAAUCAACUAAUAAAUAGAGGAAAAAUCCCUAACUAA
Varanus komodoensis (Komodo dragon) is the source of this 2451-nucleotide messenger RNA. Its product is annotated as vomeronasal type-2 receptor 26-like. Gene Ontology annotation, molecular function: G protein-coupled receptor activity. The transcript is spliced from 6 exons. Gene Ontology annotation, biological process: G protein-coupled receptor signaling pathway. The record is from RefSeq and is a predicted model, not a curated record. Gene Ontology annotation, cellular component: membrane. Lineage: Eukaryota; Metazoa; Chordata; Lepidosauria; Squamata; Varanidae. Bases 1 to 2451 code for a protein of 816 amino acids.